GUUUGCUUUUACCUUCAAAAAAUAAGGUUUGCUUUAUUGUUGUCGCAGUUCGCAAUUGUUCAAACAAAUUCUGACCCAAGUAAAGUGAAAUAUUAUGGUGUAAAUUGUGAAUUAAAUAUUUAUAAUCCGCAUAUCAUGCCACAACAAUAUUCAUCAGGAGAGAUGAUCAUUCAAAAUGGUAAUGAUCGGAUACAAUUUGGUUGGACCGUAAGUUACUCCGCAUCUUUCUCUUUUUUCGUAGGAAUUGUUUAGUGCAUGCAAAUUUCUUCGUACAUUGUUUGGUUUUUUGAACCUUCUAUGUACUCGAAGAAAAAAGUAACACUACAUCAAACAAUAUACUCAACUGUAAUUUGCUCUAACUUUCAUUUCUUUUCAAACGUGUAGGUUAAUCCAGCGUUAAACAAAGAUAAUCGCACACAUCUUUUUCAAUACUUUAAUGCCGGCCAAUCACAUUGCUUCAACAUGUUGUGCCCUGGAUUCGUUAACGUCAAUAAAGACAUACCAAUCGACCUUGCUGCGGAACGAACCACGAGAAGAGGAAGUUCGAAAACAUGGUGUAUGGUUCCCUUUGUUUACCAGGAUCCUAAAACAGGGCAUUGGUGGCUUCUACUACGCAACCCAGGUAAACCAGACGCCAUUGUUGGUUAUUGGCCACGAGAGAUAUUCACCGGUUUGGCAAAUGGCGCGACUUAUAUUGCAGUUGGUGGAGAGGCAUAUAGCCCACCUGGUCAGCCUCUUCCUCCCAUCGGAAACGGUUAUUAUCCGGUUGAAGAUGCUACAUUAUCUGCAUUUUGUGCUCGUCUUGUAGUUUUAGAUUCAAACCAUCAAAAGAUUAGCCCUAAACAAACUGAAAAGUAUACCGAUAAUUGGCAUUAUGGAGUCUAUGAUAGGGAACAUUAUGACAAUUUAGGAAGAACAAUCUUCUUCGGUGGUACUACAAUGUAA
Spinacia oleracea (spinach) is the source of this 945-nucleotide messenger RNA. RefSeq lists its product as uncharacterized. NCBI's taxonomy places the organism in Eukaryota, Viridiplantae, Streptophyta, Magnoliopsida, Caryophyllales, Amaranthaceae. The transcript has 3 exons. The record is from RefSeq and is a predicted model, not a curated record. The coding region runs from base 463 to 945 and encodes 160 amino acids.